GGUGAUGUCAGCUCCUCCAUUCAUGAAGCACAUGAAUAAUUGAGCAUGCAGCAGGCUCCCUGUAGCAGCAGCCACAGGAAGAGGUGGAAUGCAACCAGAGAGCGAGAGAAAGAGAGAGAGAGUCAUUCUCGUUCUCGUUCCAUACAGCCAUCCGUCGCAUUUGACGGUGAGCAGAAAUCACAACAGAAAAGCCUAGCUUGAGUACAUGCAAAUGCUGCAAUCAAACAGAUGAUCCAGUGAGUGGAGGAGCCGAGAAAAAGGAGAAUGAGACCGAAACAUAGAAGCUUGCUCGACGGAGCCUAUCAGUCUCGACUAGACAAACGAGAAGAGAGCAAAGGAUAAAACGAGACAAGACGACUGCCAGUGCAUUUUUUUUUGUAUCCUCCACUGCCGCCAUAUCUUCCUCCUGCUUUUUUUUCCGUCCAUUUCUCCUGGCAUGAUCUGGCACUCAUCCACCCUCCUCUCCGUUAUCCCGUUCUCUCCUCCCCGCCCUCCUCCUCCUAUUCUUAUGCCAAUGCCGCUGCAUGAAUGAAGCCGCUCGAAAAGGGCUCAUCUCGCGGCUCUCUACAUGGCUACGACCAGCACUGCCAGUAACUCAAACAAGAGCACUCCUGCUUGCUCACCAGUCCUGCGCAAACGAUCGCGCUCUCCCACACCACAGAGCCAGGAAGGUGACAACAUGGUGGAGAAGGGCUCGGACCACUCCUCGGACAAGUCGCCCUCCACGCCCGAGCAAGUUGUCCAGAGGACCUACUCACUGCAGUCAGCACGCAGCGGGGGAAAGAACUCCAAAUCUCACAAGCGACUUUCCAAAUAUGACAGACUAAACCUGAUUAAAAAGAGCCAAAGCUGGUAUAACCAUGAAAGACAACACAUCAUGAGAGUGCUGAGCCCCACAUACAAACAGCGCAAUGAGGACUUCAGAAAACUCUUCAAGCAGCUACCUGACACAGAGAGACUCAUUGUGGACUAUUCCUGUGCGCUGCAACGGGACAUCCUCCUGCAGGGACGACUCUACCUCUCCGAGAACUGGAUCUGUUUCUAUAGCAACAUAUUCCGCUGGGAAACACUGCUGACAGUGCGGCUAAAGGACAUCUGCUCAAUGACGAAAGAAAAGACUGCCCGCCUCAUUCCCAACGCCAUCCAGGUCUGCACUGACAAUGAGAAGCACUUUUUCACCUCUUUUGGAGCCAGAGACAGGACGUACAUGAUGAUGUUCAGACUUUGGCAGAAUGCGCUGCUUGACAAGCCGCUGUGCCCCAAAGAGCUGUGGCACUUUGUCCACCAGUGCUACGGCAACGAGCUCGGCCUGACCAGUGAUGAUGAGGACUAUGUCCCCCCUGAUGAUGACUUCAACACCAUGGGGUUUAGUGAAGAGAUUCCAAAUGAAGAAAAUGAGAUGAACAAUGACAACUUGUCUAAAAGCAGCGCAGAGGCCAAGUCUGAUGGGAGUCCACCUCUUCUUCACAAGAAGGUCAUCCCAAACAGCACCAUCGACCGCACGGGCAACCAUGACACACCCAUCACAUUUGACCUCCCCACAGACGAUUUCACAGACUGCCAACCAGAUGGCGAGCUUCUAGCUGUGCCUCUGCUGGUGGAAGAGAAGAACAAUGACACCAGCGGAACCGGCGGCCCGGUUCCCUCGCCCUCGCUCGACUUCAACGACAACGAGGACAUCCCCACCGAGCUCAGCGACUCUUCAGAGACUCACGAUGAGGGUGAGGUUCAGGCCUUCCACGAGGAUCUGAACGGGAGGCAGUACAUCAAUGAGAUCUACAAGUUUAGCGUGGACAAGCUGUACGACAUCCUUUUCACAGAGUCGCAGUUCAUGAACGAUUUCAUGGAGCAGCGGCGAUUUUCAGAUGUGAUUUACCACCCAUGGAAGAAGGAGGAGGCUGGGAAUCAGACAAGGGAAAUCCUGUACACCAUCUCACUGACAAACCCUCUAGCCCCCAAGACAGCCACCGUCACCGAAACACAAACUCUGUACAAGGCCAGUCAAGAGAGUGAGUGUUACAUCAUCGACGCUGAGGUCAUCACACAUGACGUCCCCUACCACGACUACUUCUACACCCUCAACCGCUACAUGCUCACCCGGGUCGCCAAGAACAAGUGUCGCUUAAGGGUAUCAACAGAGCUGCGCUAUAGGAAACAGCCAUGGGGGCUGGUGAAAGGCUUCAUCGAGAAAAACUUUUGGAGUGGGUUGGAGGAGAACUUUCGCCAGCUCGAAGUGGAGCUGUCCAAGCUGGAGGAGAUCCUGACCGAGGCCCACCAGCUCUCCCCAAAGGCUAAAGUGGUGAAGAACGCCACGGUGAGGCGGAAGAAGAGACCCACCCCCCACAUGCGCAGCCAGCAUCUGGAUGAAGCGCUCAGUCCCGUCACCACGCCGACAGACGAGGAAGUGAUUCAGCGCAUCAAACAAGUGGCAGGCUCCACACAGACCAGACAUCAGAGUCCAGAGCAUCGUCGCCUGCCUGGGGGCUUGGCUCUAUACAGCGUCUCCAAACUGCUGCUCAUCAUCAGCUUCGUGAUCUGUCUAAGUCUGGUCCUGUUGGUGUUCCUCAAUAUGAUGCUCUUCUACAAGCUAUGGAUGCUGGAGUAUUCUGCACAGUCUUUAACAACCUGGCAAGGUCUGCGGCUCCAUGAAAGUAAACUUCCUCAGACACAAAUGGAGUGGGCCCAGCUCUUGGAGGCACAGCAGCGUUUCCAUGACGCCGAACUGCAGAAAUGGAGGGAGAUAAUCAAGUCAUCCGUGGUAUUACUCGACCAGAUGAAAGACUCUUUAUUGAACCUCCAGCGGGGUAUUGGGUUGAGGGACUACAGCUCGGAAACUGAAGAUAAGAGGACUCACUACCACUGAUCCGCUGCCACAAAACAAGGCCAUGAGGGCAUGCUGUGCAAUAUUGGACCGCUUUUGUUUUUCUUUUUUAUGAUUCUGUAUGCAGGGAGAUAAAAAGUAAGCAGGUCCAGGAACAUGAAGAGGGGGUGAGGAGUGAAGACUGAGAUGGGAAUUGAGAAGAUGUCUCCAGCAGCAGCAGCGACUUUAACCGACUGUAAGCCAUGUGUGUCAUCAAGGGGGUCAGGCAGGAAGAAUGAGUUCACUCUUGCAUGCAUUUAGACAUCUUACAGCAACUCCUGUCAGUAUUCAUGCGGUUCCAAUUCCAGUUUGUGUAUAUCAAAAACAACUGGAAGAGGAGAGACAGGGUUCAUUUGGAGAGUUCAAAGUCGUUCUACUCUCACGACUGUUCCUCAUCGUCCCCCUAGAGGACCUCGCUGCAGCGUCUCUUUUCACAAAGGAUAUCCGACUGCAGUUUGUUUGACCAUCAUCUUACAAAUCUGGUCUGAGUGGUCUUUGUCAGGGCUGGUUCCCUGUCAGACAGCCAAAUUUGAAGACGACACAAUCUGCUUUGACAGUUGUUUCUGCGCAGUGAUAAUGAACCUUGCCCAAUCAAUGAUGGUCGAAUGUAGAAAUAGAAUGUAUGUUUCAAUUAGAAGACUUUUAAAAAGAGGCACUGCAGCGACUAGUAGGGAGACGUCUUCUUACAUGUUUUGUUACUAAACUGUGACUAUAUCUCUUUAGAAGUGUUUCCAAUUAGAAAGAAUUCUAUGAAUAUAUUUGAACUAUAUUAGUAUUUCAUUAUUUAAUAUAUAUACAUUUCAAAAUAUAUGAGCAUUACCUAUAUUUAUUGUUCAUUUAUGUACAUAAGAAAUGAGAGCUCUACAGCUGCUGAAGAAUUUCUAAAAAAAAAAAAAGUUUUCCUCUUUAAAAGAAAAAAAAAUGCAUGCCAGAUAUGUCUGUGACAUGUCCAGUGUGCAAGUACGAAUCUGCAUUUGUGCGAUUAUAUUCGCACGUGUGCGUGUGUGUAGAUGUGUGUAAAGAGUGUGACAUUUCUACCAUUCCACAUGUGGUUUUUUUUUCUGUUCCUGGUUCCUGCAGCCAGACUGCCUUUUUUGGGAUGCAGCCUUGCAUUAGCCCUAACCACACUGAAGUUUACCAUCCAAACUUUUUUCUCACAUUUUAAUCAAAUGUUUGGAAAACUACAUCAAUCCACUUGCUGUAACAAGUGGUGCUUUUCUAAGGAAAAGUAGCUGAUUUGGCCCAAUUACUUAAGUAGGCCCUAACAGCUAUGUACUUGAGCACCCAAAUAAUACAUCGUGUUUAAAACUACGCAAAAUACAAUAAAGUUUUAGUCGUCACAAUGCACACUAUCAGUCACUUGUUGCUAGGUACAAUUCCUACCUAGCAAAAAUGAGUGUUCCUUGAGCCCAAAGAUAAAUUUGCCAUGUGCGGGUCACAUUCUCUACAAUGUUUUCAUCAUAAAAAAUAAAAAAGGGCACGGAAAAUUGGCAGUGAACUAAUCAGACACUUAUAGGACAUAACUCUAAAAACAGUUGCGUAUGAGGUGACUUUAAUGCAUAUAUAAAAAGUGAAAAUGUCCAUGCUAAGAAUACAGAUGAAUAUUGCACAGGUUAUAUCGCAAUGUUGUUUUUUUUUAAAAAAAAAACAUUUCAACAUUUUUAUGAUCUAAUCUGGGGAUUUUACUUUUUCGGUACUACGGCUACAACAUUGCAACUGAAUUGUUACUCUAAAUAUACAUCAGAAUAUUAGGGCCACACAAAAAAAGAAAAUGAUGAUACAAGGAAAAACUAGAAACGGUAGGAAAUAAAAUUGUAAUAGUCUGAGACAAAACUCAAAAUGAUAUCAGUCAAAAAGUUACAAAAAAUGUUAUGCAAAUGGGAUUAGUUGGAGAAACUCAUACUUUUGCAAGAAUAUAAAUGAAUAUUUUACGUAUUACAUAUUUUACAUUACCAGAAUGAAAAAUACUUAACAUGUUCUGUUAAGUAAACUCUUAAUUUUCCAAGAUCAUUUUUUCAAUUACAAUAAAGUUGUAAUGUAGGAGGAAAUAGAAAAAUGAGAAUACACUUGUGAAGGAAAAGUCUAUUUUACACAAAUCAAAUUCUAACUACAUGAAAAAAAAACUAAAGUAUAGGAGUAUCAAAUCAUAAAGACUUAAAAUUGUAUCAGCAGAAAGUAAUAAUUUUAUGCUGCUCAAAAAAGUAAAUAUUUAAUGCAAAUUGUUAAUUUUGAUUUUCACUCUUAUAAUCAUGGAGAUUUUUUAAAACGUCAUUCUAUUUUUGUAACUGAUUUUCCAUCAUUUCAAUAUUAUUUUUCUUUUUAUGCCUGUAAUAUUCCUCAAUCAUGAUAUAUUUAAAAGUAUUUGUUUUCACUAUACCACCAUCUAGUGGAUCUCAUGGGGCACUGCCACACCUGCCCCUAAUUCAAAUUGUCCACUAGAGGCAAUGCCAUAAACUGCUUUGUCCCAAGAUGUCACACUCUUCUUUAAAGUCUGCUAAUUUGAAUGCCUCCCAACUGUUUUCAAGUGUUUGUCUGUGUUGGAUGCAACGUGCAGCAUGAGAAUGAAAGGAACCAAAUGAAAGAAUUCUAGAAAUUGUCAUGUUGUAUGUUCAACGAAGUAUUAUUACAUGUACAGUAGAUUGGCAUCAAGAGCAUGACUAGAAGAGAAAACCUUUUAGCUGAACUUCAGCCAUAACUAAAAGCACUUCCAAACCUCCUUGUAUUCAAUCAUUCAAUUUUAAAAAAAAAUAAGAGAAGCACUUUAUUCCAACUUUAAUAGUGUCUCCAGGUAUGAGAUCAUCUUCCAAACAGUUAUUUUCAUUUUGGUCUUGAUGCGAAUUACUUGAUCCCCCAAAAAGUAUAUUUCUGUAUUCUUCUUUGUGUGCGUGCGUGUGUGCGUGCGUGUGGUCUAUGUGCUUGUGGCGUAUAGGAAUGAAAAGGAAUCAUUAAUGUUUAUGCGUGUGACUAUAACGGAUGAACACCUGCUGUGUGGGGGCUCACUUGAAGGUUUUUUUUGCUAUGUGUUACACCGCUCCAUGUUUUAAUAUAAAUAUUUUAAAGAGAGAAAAAGAGAGACCACUUUAUGAGACUGAAGAGUUAUGAAGAGAAUCUAUGCUUAAUUUUUAUGAUGGUACAGAAUGUCAUGAAAAAUGUGAAAUGGGAACUAUUUUUACUUUUCCAGAUGCUUUUUUUUUUUUUUACUACUGUUUUGUUUAAGAAACACUCAACUGAUUGAGCUGGAUAGCAAGUAUGACUCCAUGUAUUUCAAGGACAGAUAUUUGACUUAAUGAUUCUCAUUCUAUUCAAACACUCUGUUUUUCUAUUUAUUUUACAACAAAUCUCAUUUAGAUGACCCCAGCUAUGCUUUUCUAUUUAUUUUACAACAAAUCUCAUUUAGAUGACCCCAGCUAUGCUAUUGAAUAGUAUAGGCUACUGUAUUGUAUUAAAGAUUGUAUUGUCGGUGCACAGCAGUGGAACGCUUUAAUGGUAUUAAUUGGCAUUAAUUAAUCAACAGUAAUUAAACAAAACAGCCUUUGUUAACGCAACAGUGAAGAAUAACCGAGGAAUUUCAUUUAAGGCUACCCAUGUUCAGAACUUGGCUAAAGUAUAUUAACAGUACAUUGUAUUUAAGCUAGUUAAUGCUGCUAAUCUUUACUGCAAUGGAACGCUUUGUUUUUAUUAAUUAGAACCCAUCACUGUACCAUUUCUGUAAUUUAAAAAAAAGAAAACACCCUGAAGCAACAUGAAGAAAUAAUUCUUGCCAGCAUUAUGGCAGUAACAAAAUGUGCAUUAAGAAGCUGAUGAAUGUAUGUGCUAAUGCAUAUGAGCAGUGUCCUGGCUGGUCCACAAAUAUUACAGGCCACUACAUAACAUGGUCUGUGGUCUCCAUGGCAGUAAAUAAUAUGUAGCCAGUAUACCAUUCAAAAACAAUCAAUAUCGCGCUUUUUACACACAGCCCCUUUUUGAAGUCAGAUGAAACAUGUUGCUUUAACAUGGGAAAUGACCACUGAUUGAGUCAAAAUCAAGAGUUCUACUGUAUGUUUAGUUUGAUUUCUUUUUUUAGAAAAUGUUUUGAUCUUCUCCCAGGAGAAUUUUAGUAACAUUUCUACACAAGAUAAAUAUAUACUGUAAGUAUAUGGUGUGUAUGUGUGUGAGGGGUAUUUCUCCAGUGUGCACGCACACACACAUACUCAACACAUGAAAUCUUAAGAGAAGAAAUCCAACCUGCGCUGCGCGUAGGCUUUCUUUGACUUGCUGAUAUUUUUUUUGCCUCAUAGAGACUAAAAGACAAAGUGGCUUUCUGGUUCUUGUGAAGUAGAGACUGAACGUAUGAAUAAAGAUCUAAUGCGGAUACA
Messenger RNA from Syngnathus acus (greater pipefish), 7215 nucleotides. Its product is annotated as protein Aster-B-like. The coding region runs from base 569 to 2863 and encodes 764 amino acids. Gene Ontology annotation, molecular function: sterol binding; sterol transfer activity. Gene Ontology annotation, cellular component: endoplasmic reticulum membrane; plasma membrane; endoplasmic reticulum-plasma membrane contact site. The transcript has 22 exons. Gene Ontology annotation, biological process: intracellular sterol transport. The record is from RefSeq and is a predicted model, not a curated record. NCBI's taxonomy places the organism in Eukaryota, Metazoa, Chordata, Actinopteri, Syngnathiformes, Syngnathidae.